CUUUCUAGGGAAACUAAUUUAAAAUUUGAAAUUUUGCUGAUUAAUCAUUAAUGUUGUUCAAUUUCAAUGAUAAAAUUUCGUCAUUUCUUCAAGUUUACAGAUCAAUUAUACGUGAAUUGUGAUUUUAAAUUAUGUCACUAAACGAUUUACCUGAUAUUUGUCUUUGGAAGAUCUUCAAAAAUGUCAAUGAAGCCGAAGAUUUGAUUCGAUUGUCUAAAGUUUGUUCGAGAUGGUCCGAUUUAAUUACGUUGAGAUUUAGGCGUGUGAAAUAUCUUCAAAAGAUGGAGAUUUAUAGUAGAGAAGUUAAAGCUGAUUAUAUUGAUACGAACAGUUUGUGGAUUAAUCGCAAUACGAAUUGGAGUUAUUACAAUUUAUUACAAUUUUUUCCGAACUUUAAGAUUAUAGAUACUGCGACCUAUAGUUACAAUUCAUCUUUAAAUUUACCAGAAAUUGUCAAAAACAAUCCACAAAUAAAGGGAUUGAUUGGAUAUUUUAAUUCAUUAAUAAAAAGAGAAGAUUAUGACUUGUCAAAUAUCGAAAUGUUCGCUUCAGAAUUUAAUUUCGAUUAUAAAAAAGUUUUUCGACCUGAUCAGUUGAAACAAGUUUUCGGCAGCUUUAUAAAUAAGAUUGAUCUUCCUUCAUUCAUUGAAUAUUUUCCAAACUUGAAGCGACUCCACAUGCAAUUCUAUAGAAAGGACCAAGUUUUUUACAAUGGCCCGAAUUUGUCCGCGUUAAAGAUUCUUGAAUUUGGUAGAAUCGAUAUGGUUGGAAAAUUCACCGGAUUUCAUUUCAUAGAUUUUUGUCCAUCUUUGGAAAGUGCUUUCAUCGGUUACUGGGCAGAGGAUAUUUAUGUAAAAGAAUCGAUAAAGAAUUACAAUCUAAGAGAUCUGGUUAUCGAGAAUAUUCGCUUUGGUUGUUUUCUGUGGCUACCUCUUAAAAAACUGGUGUCUAAAUUUCCUAAUUUACAACAUUUAGCAAUCAGAAAGUUUGAUAAGCUUGAUGUUAGCCAUUUUGAUUUAGAAGAAUUGAUACAAUUAAUACCUAAGUUGAAGAUAUUGGACUUGAGAGGAUGUAAGAAAGUGACGCAUAAAUCGGCUGAUUUUCUGUCCAAAUAUUGUGCCAAAAAGAAUCGAUCAAUUGUAAUAUAUUACGAUUGUGAAAACGAAACCCACCGAUGGCCUAAAUUGGUAAAUACUAUAAACGAACUUGCUAUGGAUUUGAUUUCAUGA
Messenger RNA from Panonychus citri (citrus red mite), 1229 nucleotides. RefSeq lists its product as uncharacterized. Gene Ontology annotation, molecular function: protein binding. The transcript is spliced from 6 exons. The record is from RefSeq and is a predicted model, not a curated record. NCBI's taxonomy places the organism in Eukaryota, Metazoa, Arthropoda, Arachnida, Trombidiformes, Tetranychidae. The coding region runs from base 132 to 1229 and encodes 365 amino acids.